CUUUCAAAACAGGUGGUUUUGUGUCUUGCCGUUGCCUUGGGUAGCUCUAUCCUGGGUUUUACAAAAUCUUUUUUCCUUGAGAAGCCAUCUCUUCAAAACCAAACACUCAGUCACCCGAGUGACCCAGAGUCUGAAGAGUCCCACCCUGCCACUCAACUCCGGGAAAGCGCGGGAAGCGUGAGCCAGGAGAGUGACAUCUUGAGCGAAGCUAACGACAUCAAUCAGUCAAUUGUCCAUAACCGCACUUCACGAGACCUAGUGUUAGAGUGCUACGAAAAAGGGGUGUGGAGAUUCGACAAAUGCAGAAAUCAAUUUGUUUCCGAAAUCAAGUGUCUUGUGUCUCACAAAGUAUGUUACAAAAGCCAAGAAAGGUGUGAAGCAGUGCUUGGCUUUCGGAACACGAGCUUCAUAGGAAAGUGUUUUGCGUUGACACUGGGUUGUCAAUGCGCCGCCAGUCAGUUAAGCGGUUAAUAUGACCUGGAACUUUUUCCUCUGGUUUAUCUGAUGAAGCAUAUUGCGUAGUGAUGAUAAAUUUUAAGUAAAAAAAUUAAAGCUAAACAUGUAUCCCUUAAGAGAAUUAAGACACAGUAAAUGAUCUGAUGUAUGCGAGAACGACAAACUGUCAUGCUAAAACGCAUUUGAAAAUAAAUACAGGUUAUAUAUGUCAGUGGUCUGGAAUAAAACUUAGCGGGAGUUGUGAUUGUAACGCACCGUAGAAUGAUAAUCUAAUAAAUUUUCUUGGCUGAAUUCUAAGCUCAUAUUCUGAUAUGUUUUAGUGCGCCAGGUUAUUACUGAGAAUUACUCUUUCUCUAGAACUAACAACAUCAACUUUGUUUUUGGUCAUAGCUUAUAAAAAUGGAGACGAAAAGCGUUUAUUUGUUCUGAUUAAGUUUUAAUAUUAUGACAUUACUUCAUUACCACCAUAUAGUAGUCACGAACUAAUUUUGAAAAUGACAAUUUUCUUAGUGCCCAUAUCCGUUUUUGCUGAUUAACUUCUUCAUCAUCAUCUUCUUCUUUUUCAGUUCCACUUUUUUUCAUUACAGUGAUCUGAGAGACAUUAAGGGAAAUUCCUCCUAAUAUCUCAUCAACAUAUUGUCGGUUAAAACUGGUAGAAUCAUGGCAAACUCCUGGCUUAGUAAGAAAACGAAUUAUGAAGUCCAAUCAGAAUAGGUCGAAUUCUCGGCUGCCUUGUAACUGUAAAACUGGCGUCUACAGUACAUAGUUUGAAUGACAGCCGUCAUUAGAAUCCUAAUAAGUUCAAGAUGAUUAUUUUGUCUAGUUCUUAAAGCUAUGUGAAUGCAAACGAGCGCAACAACUCCCAACAUUUUUGGGCCAAUAACGUUGGGAUUUGUUGCGUCUCUGCUUGCAGUGUUGUGUAGACGGAUGCAACAAGUCCCAACAAUGUUGGGACCUGCAGUGCAUCGUGGGAAAGGAUACAACCCUUAAGACUUUAGAAACCACGUGUAAUGCGCGCGCGUAGCCCAAGCAAUGUUGGAAGAGCUGUGCAAACGGAUCUAACAUUGUUGCGCUACGUUCGGGGAUCACGAAACAGUUUUUGGCUCAAAAGUUUGACCGGUUUUACUGCAACUCCCAACAACACGCAACAACAUGCGACAGGGUGUGCAAACGAACGCAACAUGUAACAUCCAACAAUGUUGGGCGGUCGGCUAACAAUGUUGCGUCCGUUACACGGGGCUUAAAACUGUAAUGCUUUAAAAAUUUGUUUAAUCACGGCGUAUCACACUUAUAUUAUGGCACCACUUUACCAUUUGCGUCAGCCAAAACAUAAGAAAAAAUAUUGAAUCAAAUCUAGUUAGUGAACAGUUCUGAAAAAUAAUAAUACCUAGCUUGUGAAGGCACUGCUAAAAGUCAUUUUUCCACGAGAAUGGUCACACCAUAUUUCAUUGUCCAUCCACUCUGAAGAGUUAUGAAUCUAAAUUACCUAUCCCCAGCAGUCUCCGUAAGCAAAGGGUCUAUGUUUGUUAGCACGGGCGCUCGUUAUCGUGCGCAGUUAAAUCUCAUAAUAACAAAAAGGCCCUGAGAGAACUUAGGUAAUGGUACUCUCAACUAAUGAUAGACCCUAUACUCCCUUCCUCACCUCAUUCUCUACAGCUUUCUUCAUGAAAGGCAAGUUAUAUAUAUUCUCAGCGAGAGUACAACAUGACGUAAUUGUCUUUACUUGAGAUCAACUGUACACUUGUCGCGCGUUUUAGAUCUGAUUUUUUCAGUGCAAUCUCCACACUGUAUCCACGAGUUUAUAAUUAAGAUAUCGACAUCACAUUGUUAUGCAGGUUCUAUACCUACUUUCUUGCACAAGUUAUUUUUAUCAGUAAAACUACGGGGGUUGUAAUGCAACAGAGCAAGUCAGUUGCCGUUGAAAUUCUACAUGGACAUUCUAAAUAUAAAAUCAAUUAAUAAAUGGUAGUGUCAGCUUUAAAAACGAUUUAAACUUGUUUCAAAUCUAUUAUUAGUAUAGCUUGACGUCGCUGGUGGUAUUAAAAUCAUUAGAAGAAUGAGUUCACGAAUAAGACAACACAUUGAAAAACGCGCUCCUAUACAGUAACGUCAAUUACAAUGUUGUCGCACAUUAUAGCAUUGUAGCCGAAAUUAAUUAUGCUCUCUAAUGGAGAAAAUUAUUAGAGGGGCUUCUUUAUGCUAAGUUUAGAAAUGGUUCAAUAGUCGCAAAUGAUACUCUCGAUCCUACUCUAUCGAUACAUUUAUCAGAUAAUUGAAACGGUACUUCUCAGUCAGUCGCUCACAUACCAUGCAUUCUUCGACUAAUACCGGAAGAACUUGACAGUGCUUACUGUUAGAAUCUUCAAAGUGUCUGACUUACCGGCAGCGUUAUUAUAGCUAGAGUAGAGUAACUAAAGGUUUACACACGCUUAAGUCAAGCCUAUAAAGAGGCACUUGCUUGAAUUGUAUGAUUGUAAUGAUCUGUAAUGCCAUUAUUUUGUCUUGAUAAAAUUUUUGUUUUCAUCUGUUCCGGUUUCGAAAUGAGCGUACGCCUUGCUUUUUCUGUCUUUGACUAAUCAUGGGGUUUGCUGAAACGAUUUUUUCCACAAGAGAAACAGAGGAUUUUUGAGAGAAAUGUAAUUUUCCCUUUUACUGCCCACAUGUUGUUUGCACCCAUAAAAGAAGGAACCGUAGUGGCUGUGAACAUUAAGCUUCCCUUGCAAAACAAAAUUUGAACAUAGUGUACGCUGUCUUGGACUCAUCUUCGUAGCCUUAUUUUUAAAAGGACCAUAUCACAUCAACAUGAAUAGAGUAAGUACACAUCGUUUAGUAGGGUAGGCAACCCCGAGUUAAUAAUUAAGCCUGGACCUGGUUCCUGAAAGACUGAUUAGCGCUAAUCCAUGGGAUUAAUUUAAAAUUUUGUUCCGUUUUUGCAUUUAGCCUUUCUAUGUAUUGCUUAGAGUAACAUUUUGUGCUAUCAUUACUGUAUCUCGGAGUAAAGGUUCGACAUUCAGAUUUUGGAAGUUCGAGUUGCAUGCUCCUAGGAGGAAACCUUGCUUAGAAUUUGGCUUAAUCCUGGGUUAAAGUUGACCAUCUUUUGAGGAACAGGGCUGGACUUAUUGAUGGAGUCAAUGAUUUUAAAUGAUAAGAGUUUAUAGGGUUAAUCAGACUUACUUCAAGCCUACACUAUGACAAAAAUUGAGAAAACUAGCUACCGGCAUUCUCCCUCACAUAACACGGGAAUAUAUUUAUGGAUAUAAAUUCAAAUAAACACGGGCCUUAUGAGCUAGCUUCUAAUCCCUUAUUAACAGGGAAACUUCUCCAUACAAAACUGUAUACAAAUAUGUGUUACAAUCAUUUAAAAACAUUUAUCCUACUGAUUGUAAGGUGCUCUGCAGCGAAUUUUAUUAAUUUAGAAUCAACCUAGGUUGAGUCAAUUUAAUUUUGUCCUGUGACUUAUAUCUAUGGCUUCCAAAAUGUCUACUGAAAUUCAACGUUGCAGUUCUGUGCGAUGUGCAGCCAGGAAAAAGUAAAAGUAAUCAGACGAAUUAGCAGCACUUAAUAAGACUAUGAUAUAGUACAGUCUACUUUUUCAAAAACAUUCAUUUUAAUACAAGAAAAUGAAACGAUUUUUUCAAUUAAAAUGAAUGUUAUGGUUCAGAUGUUUUACUUUUUCCUUCAUUUUCCUACUUUACUCAUUUCUGAACGCGCAUAUUUUUCAAUUUCAGCAAUUGUUCCUUUCUUUUUUUAUCAUACUGUGUGGUCCUAGCCCGUCAUUUACCAAACCGUUUUCGCAACAAGUGUCAUCGCAUCGAAACCAUCCAUUAGUUCAUCAAUUACAUGCCGAAGAUUCUCAAAGCCGCGUUGUCUUCCAACCCGAAGAGGGCAUUGACGAAAAGAUUGAAGCCGAGUUUCCCAUCAGACACGCCUCACACAAUAGAACCGCUAGGGACGCUAAUAACCCGUGCUUCCACUACAUAGAAGCGAGAACGUGGGAUUCCUGCAGGCAGAAAUAUGUCGACAAGGUCCAUUGUUAUAGUACGCACACUGCCUGUUAUAGAGCGCUGGCUAAAGGUUAUAGUUACCCCGCCUGUCAAGUAGUGUUUGGCUAUCCACAAGCCAAAUACAUCUCAAAAUGUGCUGCAUUGCCUAUAGACUGCCAGUGUGCUGCCUGA
Molecule: messenger RNA, 4631 nt
Organism: Porites evermanni
Lineage: Eukaryota; Metazoa; Cnidaria; Anthozoa; Scleractinia; Poritidae
Source: the annotation of a GenBank genome assembly